This is a messenger RNA of Cyphomyrmex costatus, 1148 nucleotides long. Its product is annotated as zinc finger protein 2 homolog. Gene Ontology annotation, biological process: regulation of gene expression. The transcript has a single exon. Lineage: Eukaryota; Metazoa; Arthropoda; Insecta; Hymenoptera; Formicidae. Gene Ontology annotation, cellular component: nucleus. The record is from RefSeq and is a predicted model, not a curated record. The coding region runs from base 16 to 1074 and encodes 352 amino acids.
CAGCAGACUGUCAUUAUGACGUCCAUGUUCGAUCAACAGAUCAAGAGCGAGCCCAUGGGGUUCUAUUCGGUUGCUUCCAGUCGUUCGGACGGAUCCAACUCCCUGGUGAAUUUGUCCGACGAUCGAGAGGAUCUGUCCCAGCAGGAGAGUCAUCUGCAGCCUCAGCAGCAACAGCAAACGAUGCAGCUGAGUCAACAACAAAGUCAGCAACAGGGCCAGCCGCAGAAUCAACAACAACAGCAACAGAAUCAGCAACAGCAGAGUCAGGGUAUGCAACAGGAGACACCGAGUCGUCAGUCUACGGGCCAACAGACCCUUAAAGAGGGUACACGGUCUAAGCCUCAACCUUGCAAGGUUUGCGGCAAGGUACUGUCCUCCGCUUCGUCCUAUUAUGUGCAUAUGAAACUUCAUUCAGGGAACAAGCCCUAUCAUUGUACAGUAUGCGAGGCGAGUUUUUGCCGCAAACCUUAUCUAGAAGUGCACAUGAGGACGCACACGGGCGAACGACCUUUUCAAUGUGAGCUGUGUCUGAAAAGGUUUACUCAAAAGAGCAGUCUCAAUACUCAUAAACGAGUGCACACGGGCGAACGACCGUAUGCGUGCGACAUUUGCCACAAACGUUUCGCCGUCAAGAGCUACGUCACGGCGCAUCGUUGGAGCCACGUAGCCGAGAAGCCUCUGGUCUGCGACCGAUGUUCUCUCACAUUCACGUCCAAAAGUCAAUUUGCGAUUCACAUCCGUACACAUACCGCCAGUACCACUUACGAGUGUAAUCUCUGUGGACGUACGUUUGUACGCGACAGUUAUUUAAUAAGGCAUCAAAACCGGGUGCACCGCGACAUGACUCAGAGCACGAAUCACAAUCCACCGACGCCGCAGAGCAGUGGUGCUGGUACUCCGGGCACCGGCUUUGAGAGCCCGGUCUGUGAUCUGCGCUACAGCGAAGGACCGUCGUCAUUGGACGGUCUCGCAGGAGCUAAAGGCACGGGCAUCGCCGCGGAGAUUGCCAGUUUAGCCAAGCAGAAUAAUCUACAGCUUCCACUACCGCUGCUGCAUCCGCAGACCACCAACUAGUGUUUAGACAGCAGCAGCGCUACCCAGUCCCUGCCGCAACAUCAAUCACCACAGCAAGUAGUAUGUCCCACCUC